Messenger RNA from Penicillium vulpinum, 3120 nucleotides. Its product is annotated as putative serine/threonine protein kinase (Kin4). Lineage: Eukaryota; Fungi; Ascomycota; Eurotiomycetes; Eurotiales; Aspergillaceae. Gene Ontology annotation, biological process: intracellular signal transduction; microtubule cytoskeleton organization; protein phosphorylation. Gene Ontology annotation, molecular function: tau-protein kinase activity; protein serine/threonine kinase activity; ATP binding. The transcript has 3 exons. Gene Ontology annotation, cellular component: cytoplasm. Bases 1 to 3120 code for a protein of 1039 amino acids. The record is from RefSeq and is a predicted model, not a curated record.
AUGAGCACUUCUCGUCAGCAAGCCGUGCCACUCCCCGCUCAUGCCCCAGCAGUAUCGACCAGCAUAUCAUCUCCCGCCCAGAAGAAUGCGCGCACAGCCUAUCCCGACAUGUUAGGUUCACCACCAGUUCCUCCCCCGAGGACCUCUUCCACAAAUCACAGUCGUCGCAGUCCAAAUGGAACAUCUACAGAGAAGACGAGUAGCUCCCGGCAAGGCAAGAGCAAGUCUGAUCGAAAAGAAGGUCGUGAUCGCACGCGCGACGACCGAAAUGGCAGGUCACGGAGGCAGCCAGAGGAGACCUCUGGUGAAGCACAGCAGUCAAGGACGGCGCCGCCAAUCACAAAUUUCACCGACUCAGAAAUCGACAGUGUCCCUGGCCAGGGCAACUUCUUGCAGGAACCAAGUACGGAAGUUAAUUCUGUGACAGCCAAUGACCCUCUUAUGGACCAAGAGAGAGAACAGGUGCAACCAGCUGGCACAGAAAAUGCCUCCUCAUCUGGAUUUGGUGCACCUAGCAACGAUGGUGUGGAGGAGGCUCGUGGUCCUCGAAGUCGACACGAUUACAAUAAUGGAAACGUUAUCAAGCGCAAGGAAACCACCUUUGGCUCGUAUAUCCUCGGGCAAACCCUCGGCGAGGGUGAGUUUGGAAAGGUUAAGCUGGGAUGGAAGCGCGAUGGCAGUAUCCAAGUAGCAAUCAAGCUCAUCCGGAGGGACACAUUGGGGACUAACCCCAGCCGACUACCGAAAAUCUACCGUGAAAUUGCCAUUCUACGUGAGCUGGCGCACCCCAACAUUGUGCGCCUCCAUGAAAUGGUGGAAACUGACCGCCACAUUGGUAUCAUCAUGGAGUACGCAUCAGGAGGUGAACUAUUCGAUUACAUCUUAAAUAAUCGGUAUCUCAAGGAUAAUUCUGCACGCCGACUGUUUGCUCAACUGGUUUCCGGAGUUGGUUAUUUGCACAAGAAGGGCAUUGUGCACCGUGAUCUCAAACUGGAGAACUUGCUACUCGAUCGGAAUCGCAACAUUAUCAUUACUGACUUCGGAUUCGCCAAUACAUUUGACCCGGUGGAUCCCCUAGACGAGGAAACCGAGUACAAUUUGACCAACAAAGAAUACGUGAAACGGAAGCGACUAGACAAGAUUGGUUCGAACGGGCUAAGGCGAGGUGAUCUUAUGCAGACCAGCUGUGGUAGUCCCUGUUAUGCAGCCCCUGAGCUUGUCGUGAGCGAUUCCUUGUACACAGGCCGGAAGGUGGAUGUGUGGAGCUGUGGAGUGAUCUUGUAUGCCAUGCUGGCCGGAUACCUACCCUUCGACGACGACCCAGCGAACCCAGAUGGCGACAAUAUCAAUCUUCUUUACAAAUAUAUUGUCACCACUCCUCUCACAUUCCCGGAAUACGUCACACCACAUGCACGCGAUCUAUUAAGACGGAUACUGGUCCCCGAUCCCCGGAAACGUGCAGACCUGUUCGAGGUUGCCCGUCACAGCUGGCUCAGCGAGUUCUCGAAUAUUGUGUCUCAUAUCACAAGCAGCACGACAAACGUUGUGGACAUUGCGAACACAACGAUACCGUCUGAAAAUCAAAAAGAAGCGCCGCCUCUCGUCCGCAGUGCCUCAGUGCGCGAACCACCGAAGACACAUCAGAACAAUCCGCCGGCUGUUGGUGGUUUGAACCAUCAUGCCGGUGAUGUUUCUCAAGACCCACCGUCCGAAAAGUCUAGGACCCCCCGCGAUGCCAAACGGAGGACGGUACAAGUCGAAUAUGUUGCUCCUCAGUCACAAACGACCCGAGGAGAACCUCCCGCGGAAGCAUCUGCACCACGCAGCCGAGUCACGGCCCCAUCCGAGGCCCAGACUGUGGCUACAGUGCAACAGCAGACAGAACCUGCACACCAGCCUACAGAUGCACCGGCACUCAACCUCAACAAGCCACUUCCAGGACACUUCCCACGCUCGACUUCGGACAACGCAGCACUUACUGGGUCGCAGAUGGCUGCUAUGCCUCAAGGGCCUCGACCGGCCACUGGCGGAUCUAUGAACUCCUUUGGGAACACUGGUCGUUUGCCUUCUCGCGGCUCCUAUGGACAACCGGUGGCUCCCACUGUUACCGCAACUAACACAGAAGGCCGCUUAGCACAGCCCAAGAGCAGGCAAUUUGCUCUUGCACAGGAUCCUGCGCAGACAUCGAGCACAUCUAUCAGUCGCCCAAGCACCCAGAAUCAGCAAUUGCCUCCAACCUUCAACACGACUCCUCGACAAGAGCCGCCAAAGGGUCACAAGAGGUCCAAUACUGUUUCCAGUCUAGGCGAGAAGCUUUUCGGUCGUUCUGGUUCAAUAUUGGGUGGCCGUACGCAAUCUAAUGCUACUCGUACAAAACAGGACAAGCGCUACCCCCCUGUUAGCAUGAAGGAGCCUCUACCGAGAGAAAACUCCAGAAUGUCCGUGGAUUCCCGCCGCUCGAUGCAAUACCCCCAUAACCGCAAGACAAGCGAGUCUGGCGCGGAAAGCCGUCCUCGUCGAUUUUCAUUACUCCCUCAAUCCUUCUCAUUCCGAGGUUUCUCUAAUACCCGGGCUCAGACCCCCGAAGAAACCUCGCAGAUCCCUCAUCCUGUUGAGUCCCGUGGCUCGCAACGCCCCGCCACGGGCCUUUCAGGUCCGGCGCAGGGUCGUUCUCGGGCGACAAGCUAUGGCACGCAAGAUGCCAUGGGGAUAGUUAACGAGGGACCUGGCGAGGAUGUUCAUACUGAACCUGAGCCGCUUAGCUACGAAGCCCAAAUUGAUCGACAGUUUGCAGACCUGGGAUCUCAAUUUGAUCACCAGAGUGGUUCCUUUGGAGUCCCCUCGGCUGAGCAAGUAUACCAAAACUCUGCAGGCUACACGUCUAAGCCAAAUUACUACGAUGAUUAUAACGGUCCUUAUGACAGCGUGCCCAGGCAGUCGAUGCAGGUUGGCCGACCAGGACGUGGGCCAGGCGUUUUGCAGAAAAGCCACCGCAAAUUUGCCGAUGCCUAUGAAUAUGAGCGCGAUGGGUCUCACCACUCCGGCAGCUCUGGGGCAGCACGCAAAGUCAUGGACUUCUUCCGGAGACGAGCCAAGUCCCGCGCUGGUGAUGACCGUUGA